Messenger RNA from Trichomycterus rosablanca, 3968 nucleotides. It is a transcript of the gene cgnb, whose product is annotated as cingulin b. The transcript is spliced from 20 exons. Gene Ontology annotation, cellular component: bicellular tight junction; myosin complex. The coding region runs from base 158 to 3529 and encodes 1123 amino acids. The record is from RefSeq and is a predicted model, not a curated record. Gene Ontology annotation, molecular function: microtubule binding. Gene Ontology annotation, biological process: microtubule cytoskeleton organization. NCBI's taxonomy places the organism in Eukaryota, Metazoa, Chordata, Actinopteri, Siluriformes, Trichomycteridae.
UUGUAAUAUGACUGCUGACAGUUGGUCUCCACAUCCCAGUUUUAAUUAGGAUACUUUCCAGAAAGCGCAUGGUGGAAAAGUGGAAUAUAAGUGGAAUUCGUUUAAUUCUGAGCGCUAUUUGAAGAGUGGAAAAGCUUUAUUUUGACCGUGAGCCACGAUGAACAUCAUCUCUGCAGACAGGAAGCCUCCUCUGGACUGUGGUGUCCAGAUCCGCUUUAUCAACGACCUGGAUGAUAAAGGCGGCGGCUAUGUGGAGAGGAAUCGGGGUGGUGGAGCUGGAAAUUCUUCAUCUUCUAAGUAUGGAGUUGCAGUAAGGGUUCAGGGCAUUUCUGGGCACCCCUAUGUGGUCCUGAAGAAUGGCGAGAAGGGUGACUCCUAUGGGGUACAGCUGAAGAGCCAACCACAGUCCCCAGUCCAUGGACUUUCUACUAUGUUCAACGGCCUGCCUCAAAGACCAAAAGAUAAUGCCUUGACUCCUAAGGACCCUUAUGCGUCAUUUGGCCAUCCAAGUUCUCCUGAAGACGAGACCAUUGGAUUCGGGAGCCCUUUAAGGAGACCGCCUGGUGAUGGGCAGGCAGGAAGUCAAGGAGAUGUCCCGGGAAAGACUGUAGAACGCCCCAUCUCAGCACCUCCACCCAAGCACAUAGAUUCGAAAGACCCAGAAGGACUUAACGAAGCAGGUCUUCGGCCAGUUAGGAGGACUGGUAUUGGAACAAUGAAUAGAGCAAACUCUUUCCCAGAACCUCCAACACUUACUCCUGAUAAAGAACCAGGAGUAGCCAUCGACACAAAUUCUUUAGCUCCUAUUAAUAAACUCAUCAGUAAGUUUGACAGCAACGGCACUGCCAGCAUUUCAAGACGGACCAGAGGUCGUUCCGGAGCUCGGGCACGGCUACAGUUCGAUGAACAAAAGCGUUCUCGCAGCCUGGAUGCCUGCAAAGAACCAGAAGAAGAGACUCCUUCCUCGCCAACCAUAAACCCCUAUGCGCCCAUUGUUAAUGCCAGCUCUGUCUCUGGUGUCGGCUCUUCACAACCCAUAACCAACAGCAGCCUCGAGCAAAGCUCUGCUUCUGUAGCCAAGGUGGCUUCUGUUUCUGCGUCCAAGCCACCCACACUCAUUCAAAUACCAAAGAUAGUCAUUGACAUGGAAAUGCCACCUGUUGCUUUAAAUAAGCCGGUGACUCCUGAUCUUCUGAAGACCCAGAGUCAAAGUAUAGACCUUGUGAAUGGAGUGGAUACACAAGAAAAACAAGCCAUCUAUGAGAUCCUCAAAGAUGGGUCUGCUGAUAGUGAAUCCUCCCUGAAACGAAAAGUGAAUCUCCUUCAUGAGCAGUUCUGUAGGCUAAAGGGUGCUGAAUCUAAUUUGGUGGGUAAUAGAGUGGAGCCAGUGCAGGAUCAGACCGUGAAAAGUAACCAGCAGCUGAAUCAGACCAAGAGAGAACUGCAGGAUGCUCAGGAUCAGUUGUUGGAGCUACGUAUGGAGAAGGAAGGCUUGCUGUCUCGCUUUUAUCAGCAGGAGGAUCAGCUGGCUCAGCUACAGGAGGAGCUGAGAGGAGUAUCAGAGAGCAUGCCUCAAUCAGGCUCAGUUCAUGUGGAUGUGAUAACACUUCAGACCGAGCUGGCAGAGACGAUUAUGCUAAAGCAGAAGGUGGAAGAGACUCUGCACAUGAGAGAGAGGGAGCUCACUGCAUUGAAGGGGGUGCUCAAGGAUGAGGUGGCCGUUCACGACAGAGACAUGGAGGCCCUGCGAGAGGAGUAUAGCCAAAACAUGCAGGCACUUCAAAAAAGCAUGGAGCACGUAUCACAGUCUCAGUUGGAGAUUGAGGAUGAGCGCCAAAAGGUAAACGCCACAAUUCUGGUUCUGGAGGAGGAGCUGGACAGCUACAAAGAGCAGAGCGAGCACUGGAGUGAGCAGAUGACCUCGGUGAAACAGGAGCGAGGGCAGCAGAGCGCAUUUCAAAAGCUGCUGCAGGCUCAGCAGGAAAAGAAGGCACUUGAGGAGAAGCUGCUCAGUUUAAAGAAACAGACGUGUGAAACCGACUCACAAUCCUUAAAUCAGACUGACGUUAAACAGGCACAAGUACAGCUCGAGCAGCUGAAGGCAGAGCUGGUAAAGAAGCAGGAAGAGCUUCAGGCUGUGAAGAAAACCAGUCAGAUCACAGAAAAUGAACUGAAGGCUGAGAUUGACACACUGAGGGAGCAGUCAAAGAAGGACCAAGAGGAACUUGCUAAAAUGCUUGAAAAGAAGCAGCAGUCCCAGCUGCACACCAGCCUGUCUGAAUAUGACAGUACAGAUGUUCUGGAGGGAGAGAUCCGGAGUCUGAAGCUGCAGCUGGAGGAAGCACGUCAUGCAGCGACCCGUAUCGGCCAUGAGAAAGAUGAAGUCGCUCAGCGACUGGAAGAGCGAGAGAAGGAGAGAGAAGCCUUGCGUCAUGGAAAAACUGACCUGGAAGAUGAGAAGAGGAUGCUAGAUCGAGCAGUGGAGAAGAUGAGCAAAGAGAUGGAGAUGAUGAUGGGCGAUUCACGGCACUCUGUGCUGAAUUUACAGUCUCAGCUGGAUGACUUUAAAGAUCGCUCUCGUCGAGAAAUGCUCGACGCUCAGAGGCUAAACAGUGACAGGCUGACUGAGCUGCAGAGAGUCCAGAAUAGCCUUAAAGCAGCACAGGAUGAGGUAUCUCGUCUGAAAAAGGAGCUUCAGGUGUGUUCAGAGGAACGGGACAGUGCACAGCUAAGUAAGGACCUGCUGAGCAGCCGUCUCAAGCACUUGGAGAGCGGGCUGGACACAGAGAAGCCAUCACAGUCACGUAGCAGAGAAAUACGGCAUCUAGAGGACAAAGUAAAAGCUUUGGAGAUCGAGCUUGAUGAGGAAAAGACUGGAGCAGAGCUUCUGAAUGAUCGUAUCACACGUAGCCGUGAGCAGGUGGACCAGCUUCGUUCUGAACUGAUGCAAGAGCGUGCAGCCAGACAUGACCUUGAGAUGGACAAGGGUUCAUUAGAAAGACAGUUUAAAGAGCUGAAGUCUCGUUUAACGGAAAUGGAAGAUCUGCCAAGACCCACUUCUGGAAUGGUUAUACUGGAAAACAAAAUUCAAGAGUUGGAGGACCAGUUACUCAGUGAGGAGAGGGAGAAGAACAGCAUCCUUGCAGCCCAUAAAAGGACAGAACGGAAAUUGAAAGAUCUUAGUGCCACACUGGACCAAGAAAGAAACCAACACGCUGAACAGCGAGACCAGCUGUUGUUGCGUAUAAAGGCGCUGAAAAGGCAUGUGGAUGAGAACGAGGGCGAGGUGGAAAGGUUGGAGGGACUGAGGAAGAAAGUUCUGAGAGAUCUGGAGGACCAGCAGGAACUAAAGAACACACUGCAGGCCAAAGUCAGCACCCUGGAAAAUGAGCUCAGGAGGAAGGUUCAGCAGACAUUGCGUCCCACUCUGGGAUCCACUGUGAGCUCUGAGGAAGAGGAUGCAGUCACUGAUUCUAACAGCAUUGCAUCCAUCCUUACUGAAUCCCAGCUACAGACCACCAACUGCUGAUCAGAGAAAGGUUUUACGGAGAACUGUUUCAACACUAUACACUGAGCUCUUAGUGUAAAUACGCUGUAAAACUCGAGCAGGCUAUUUUUUAUUACUUUUUUAUGGUAUGUUGAAUGUAAUCAUGGUUUAGAUGAGUGAAAUCAAUCAAUAGUUGCCUUAAUUCUGUAAGGAAACUAGAGAAGCACUAUGUUGAGAAAAUAAUGAAGUGAUAAAGUACAUUUGUGGUGCUUCAACAUCUCGAUUUAAUUAAAAAAAAAAGUGAAAGAUUAACCACAGCGAUUAAAUAUUAGUACUACUGUCUACACGUUUGCAGGUAUGUUCUAUGUUGUGUAGUUGUUUGAUUCUUCCUUUCACAUUGCAUAAAUGUGUUGUCUUUCUUUUUCAUUCAUUCUGAUGUCAGUUCUAAUUCUGGAAAGUAAAAAGAUCAUUCCUAAUAUGU